AGCGUGCUCUCCUGCCAAUCAGUUUUCGAUGAAUGCUAAAUCAAGCUCGUCUUCCGUUAUAGCACUUUCCUACUGCGGAGGCCGAGACAGUUGCGUUCUAUCAGCUUCGACCGGCUCGCGUUCGGUUUUUUCUCUUCACCUCUCAACAGCCGUAAAUCGCUUCAUACGUCAUUCACCCCGUUGUUUACUUUCUUUCUAGAUCUUCCUGCCUUUUCUCCUCCCUUCUAACUUCUUCUCAUUGCAACCUCUCUCGUGUCUUUUAGAAUAAUUCUUUGUAGAAGCGGCUUAACAGUGAGUCAUUUCUCCUUUGUUGUUGCUGUUGUAUGUUGGGGGAGGUGUUGGUGGAUCGAAGCCUUCGUCUUGGGCGGUGUUCGUGCUUUUUUUCGUUUGACGUGGCGUUCAAUUCAAUGCAACGCAGACACGAAGCGAACGACUCCGAGGCCGGUCCGUCAGCGCCGUCCGAGUCUACGCAGUGCCGCGAUGCCUCCACCGCCAGCCAGGGCCACCGCAGCGCUCCCUUCCGCCUGCAAGGAACGCUGCCUCGCCGAGUGGCACCGGUGGGGGAGCUGCUCGUCAUGGACACCCCACCCUCCUACAGGGCCAACCCUAGCCUGCAGACCGCGUCCCCUCCGCUGCUGGGGAAAGGGAAAGUCUCCGCGCUGUCAAGCCCCACGGCACGCCUGCCUGUCUCCCAGACCUCCAGCACGGCUUCAUGCUACGCCCUACCCCAGCCGCUGGCGCUCCGUGAUUUCCGAGAGAGCUGCGGUGACAGCACCCACUAUACCGGAGUGGCGAACAACGCGUACACCCCCCUCACCAACGCCUCCGCGCCGUCGCUGCCCUACACGUGGACCGACAGCUACCUCGAGGAGUCGCCAGAGACGAUGCGGGCGCGCUGGAUAGACCAGCAGACCUUCGGGCCCGUCCUGCAGUCCGAAGGCGGGGGUGACAGCACGAUUGCGUCCACGUGUCACACGCCGAAGCAUAACGCGGAGGCCGUCUGGGGCCGUGUGCAGGCGCGAAAUGCGCUGGAGCGUGAUGGGAAAGACGAGGAAUGGACCGCAGCGAAGGCGGAGGGGCAGCAGCAGGUCCGACACGGCGCGGACGGUGGUGGGCGUCGUAUACGUCGCGUUAACAUUGAAGCCGCCGAGCGUGGCGGGGAGGGCCUGGGCGGUGCUACGCUGCAACGACAGCCGCACUGCCAUGCGGAGGAGACGAAGACCGACGCGUCUCACGACACUCCUCGAGUAAUUCCAGGUGCGCCGCCAGCUUCCAAAACUCGUUUCCCAGCUUCUACAAACUCAAAGCCGGGGGAUGGAGGCGAGGGACGCACCAGCACACCGAAGCACCUGCUGAGUGACGUGUCUACUGUCAUCGCCACCGUGCAGCAGUCGCGCCACGUUGUACCGACUACAUCCAUCGAAAAGAAAACGCAGCGCAGCGUGGAUCCCUUUUCUGCCUCUCUUGCGCAGGGUGGUUCCACGUACUCCCACGGAAACAACGUGUACAUGUCCACUUCGUCGAUGAUGCUAACGCCAUCGCUGCCGCCAAACGCGCCGGAGCUGCGUGCGUCUCGCGAGGUUGUGCGAACGCCGUCACCUGCUGGCGCUGUGCGGGACACCACCGCCACUCGUCGGAGGAGUAGCACCGGGCCCAGUCCCUCUUUCUCUAUCAGCGACUAUUCACUGAGCGGCGCGGGCGAUCGCGUCAAGACGGGCGGUGGGAGAGCAUCACGGAAUGGUCCGAUGCGACUCCGGGUGUUGAAACCCAUUUAUGAUGACUGA
Molecule: messenger RNA, 1784 nt
Organism: Leptomonas pyrrhocoris
Lineage: Eukaryota; Euglenozoa; Kinetoplastea; Trypanosomatida; Trypanosomatidae
Exons: 1
Coding region: 408-1784 (458 amino acids)
Source: RefSeq, a predicted model, not a curated record